GAGAGAAUAUUAAUAAUUAAUGUUUCUCAGUUUGCCAUUUUAGAAACUUUUAGGAAAAAUCUUUUGAUACUGAUUUAUUUUUCCUUUCAGGCUCAUUGAUCCUCAGACACAAGUCACUCGACUCAGGUUCCCUCUGUCCAGUGUGGUUCAGUGUUCGUCCCAUCAGGACAACAAGAGGCUGUUUGGUUUCGUUUUGCAGUCGGCAAGCGAGCGGGGAGACAGCCGAGCCGUCUGCUACAUCUUCGAGUCCAACAACGACGGAGAGAAGGUGGUCUGUGUUCAUCUGUUAGUCCCACUGUCUCACACUCGGUCUGCUCCGUCUGAUUCGUUUGUCUUCUCCCUCUGUUUCAGAUCUGUGACAGCAUCGGUCUGGCCAAGCAGAUAGCCUUCCACUCUGAGAUGGACCGGAAGGCGGUGGAGAAGAGGAAGGAGCAGGACAAGGCCAAAGAGAAACAGCAGGAGGAACUCAGCAAACAGAGACAGAUCGAGAAGGAUCUGGAGGAGCAGAGCCGUUUGAUCGCCGCCUCGAGUCGCCCCGCUAACCCGCCCGGCUCUGAUGGACAAUUCCUAGUGCUUAGCAACAGCCAAUCGGAGGACAGCGACGCCGGGGAGGAGGGGAAGAAGAGGGGCGAGUCUGAAGCCUAACAAAGCUGAUGGAGGAUGCAUGUUUUUACCACCCAGGCAAGUCUCAGCCGGUACUGUCAAAGCAACGCCCACCCGCCCAGGUUGCUUGGGACGGAAACAUGCGCUCCCUCCCUGCUGGACUCUGUUUGAAGUUUUGUUGUGGAGCCUGUCACUCUGAAAACGGAGGAUAAACUAAACGCACCCUCACUAUAAGAGGAGGAGGGGAGCAGGCGUGGAAACGUCUCGGCACAGACUUGAGUUUUAUUCUGUGUGUAAAAAAAAAAAAAAAAACGCUGCUUUUUAUACCGGCUCCACAGAUAUAGAUUAACCUGUAAGUUUCAGUUUUUUAUGUUUAUUUUAUAAAAAAAAAAAGAAAAAAAGAAGAGCUAACAGCAAUGACAGAGGAUUUAAAGCAAAGCAUGUCCGGAAUAAUGAACCAGAUCUGAAGGAGACGAGGAGAAGUUGACCACUAGGAGACCCCGAAGAGCAGCGGGACUCAGUGUGGUUGGGAGAGAAAGUGUGAGACACGAUAUUUUAAAACGAGAGAGAGGGAGAGCGCAUAGAGUCUUAUUUUGAAGAGUUCUUCCUGUUGUGAUGUGUUCAUCGACUGACCGUUUUUCAAAGCGUCCUGCAACCUUUUUUUUUUUAUCUUUAUCUUUAUCCUUCCUUCCAAGUAGUCGCUGGUUUUCACUCAUUUCACUGCAGAAUGAAAAUCAACUCAAAGUCUUAAAAGCUCAGCGAUCAGUCGAUCAAUUGAUUAGUCGAUCGUCAAAAUAAUUCCUGUGAUUAAUCAUCAUUUAGGUUGUUUUUAAUGAAAUUGGCAAAUAUGUCUCUAUUUGUCUAUCAAUUGGAAAUACGAUCAGCAAAUCAACAGAAUAUAAAAAUAAUUGUUGGUUGCAGCCCUAUUGAUGUCAUUAUUGGCUGAUUUAUUGAUGAGACUGAUCGGAAAAGUCUUGCGUUGUCUCAUUAGAACAGAAGCAAAGUCUCUGCGAGCUGAUUUUCAUAGUUUACAAAGAUGAACUGAAGGCAGCGGCUGCGUGGGUUCAGAGCUCUACAUCGUGUGUUCACGCGUCAGGUUGGGGAAAUGUUUUUAUCAGACUUAUUAAGACUGGAGAUCAUUAAAUCAGUUCUUUAGAGUGUUUAGGCCUCGGAAACACAGACACUGUUGGCGGUAACUGUUGCUACGGAUACUGUAAACGCAAUUAUCUGCUGUUUUAAAAUACUGACCACUGACAUUCAGCAGUGGUUAAAUUCUUCUUCUCUAGCCACAGUGAAAAGAGUUAGAGACAGUUAUUUCAAAAUUAUGUUUUAAAAACAAUGCUGAAUCGUAAAAUUGAGAUUUAAGCUACAAAUGUUAUAAUGCAGGGACUCUGUAAAGCCCCAAUCAAGUCACUCAUCUACACAAAAACAUGUUUCCCCCUAUAGUAUGUCAUAUGAGAAGAAGGAGCCCCAAUAAUAAAACACUACAGACUUUAUAUUACAGUUUGUUCUAAUAAAAGAAAAACACAGAGGAAAAAGGAUCUAUCAGGGACUUUUAAUGCCAAUAUUAACUUUUUUAAGAUCCAGAAUAAUUUAGUUUUUCUGUAUUUGUUGACGUAAUUGUAGAAAAACAACAUAUCAUUAAUGCUUUUGUCCCAGUUUGUUUGCAGUGUGGUUCCUGCCUCUUACUAAACGAACAGUUAACGCUCUCCCUUCUCGGUGCGUCUGGGAUGUGAAACACUGCUCUGACGUAUCGGAGGUCCGUCAACACGAGCACAAAUCUGAUCCGACGAUCUCGCAUUUAUUUGAAAACGAA
Morone saxatilis (striped sea-bass) is the source of this 2419-nucleotide messenger RNA. RefSeq names its product DCC-interacting protein 13-alpha-like. NCBI's taxonomy places the organism in Eukaryota, Metazoa, Chordata, Actinopteri, Moronidae. The transcript is spliced from 4 exons. The record is from RefSeq and is a predicted model, not a curated record. The coding region runs from base 400 to 645 and encodes 81 amino acids.